Molecule: messenger RNA, 1290 nt
Organism: Capronia coronata CBS 617.96
Lineage: Eukaryota; Fungi; Ascomycota; Eurotiomycetes; Chaetothyriales; Herpotrichiellaceae
Product: fumarylacetoacetase
Exons: 2
Coding region: 1-1290 (429 amino acids)
Biological process (GO): homogentisate catabolic process; L-phenylalanine catabolic process; L-tyrosine catabolic process
Molecular function (GO): fumarylacetoacetase activity
Source: RefSeq, a predicted model, not a curated record
AUGGCAUCUCUCAAGUCGUGGUUUCCCAUUCCAAAGUCCAGUCAUUUCUCUCUGGCCAAUCUGCCCUUUGGCAUCAUCUCGACACCAUCCAAACCAACGCCCCGACCAGCUGUGGCCGUUGGUGAUCACUGUUUGGACCUCCAAGAAUUCUCGGCAUCUGGGGCUCUGUCAUCCCUGGGAUUUGAUGUUGCAUGUUUCUCCAAGCCAACGCUCAACGAUUUUGCUGCAUUGGGCAGACCAGUCCAUCGCGCUGUGAGGAAAUAUCUGCAAGUUGUCUUUGCCGAGAACACGUCCAUCCCAGAUGUGUUACAACGCAAUCCCAGCCUGCAGGAGAAGUCUUUGCUGCGACGUGAUCAAGUCACCAUGCACCUGCCUAUGCACAUAGGAGACUACACCGAUUUUUAUGCCGGCAAGAACCACGCCUUUAAUGUGGGCUCUCUAUUUCGCGGACCCGAUAACGCCCUUCAACCGAAUUAUACGCAUUUGCCUGUUGGAUACCACGGUCGAGCAUCAUCGGUCGUUGUUUCGGGGACGCCAAUCACCAGACCCAAUGGUCAAAUUCUGGAGAGCCCGGCAGCAACGCCCAAGGUACCAACCUUCAGUCCCUGCAAACGACUUGAUAUUGAGCUGGAGUUGGGCGCCUUUGUGUGCAAGGGUAAUGCGAUGGGCACCAACAUUCCGAUCUCUGAGGCGGCCGACCACAUCUUCGGCUUUGUUUUGCUGAACGAUUGGUCUGCACGAGACAUCCAAGCUUGGGAAUAUGUUCCAUUGGGACCAUUUCUGGCAAAAAACUUUGGAUCGACCAUCAGCCCCUGGGUCGUGCUGGUCGAUGCGUUGGAGCCGUUCCGAUGCACUGGUAUUCCUAACGAGACGGAGCUAUUACCGUAUUUGCAGGAAAAGGAGGAAAAGAAUGUUUAUGACAUCCGAUUACAGGUGGAUAUCACACCCGACGGAAAACCGCCGACAAACAUCCUCAACUCCAACGGUCGACACCUGCUCUUCUCGUUUCCGCAGAUGCUCGCCCAUCAUACAAUCGGCGGAUGCCCCAUGGCAUUAGGUGACCUGUUGGGGUCCGGCACGAUUAGUGGGUCGGAGCCAGGGACAGAAGGCAGCAUGCUCGAGAUCACCAAGGGCGGAAAGCAAACCAUCCAGCUGAACGGUGGAGUUGAGCGUAAGUUCUUGGAGGAUGGAGACACCAUUACUUUCUACGGAGUAUCCGGCACCGAGGAGUCAGGUCUGGUCGGCUUUGGGGAAUGCUCGGGCAAGAUCCUCCCAGCACCGAAGAUUUGA